Messenger RNA from Sinocyclocheilus rhinocerous, 3299 nucleotides. It is a transcript of the gene dcbld1, whose product is annotated as discoidin, CUB and LCCL domain containing 1. Gene Ontology annotation, cellular component: plasma membrane. The transcript is spliced from 15 exons. The coding region runs from base 189 to 2336 and encodes 715 amino acids. NCBI's taxonomy places the organism in Eukaryota, Metazoa, Chordata, Actinopteri, Cypriniformes, Cyprinidae. The record is from RefSeq and is a predicted model, not a curated record. Gene Ontology annotation, molecular function: signaling receptor activity.
CCCGUAAGACUGGUCUAGUAACCGCUUGGUGCCGCCUGUGGGAGAAACACGGAAGAAGAGUUCAUUCAAAGCGUUUGGGGAUCCGCGCGGACACACGUACACGAGUUUCUCCCGGUAAACAUGCUCCCGUGACGCUUCUCCAAUGCUCCCUCGCGUUUUACUCUCACUCGCAGCGGUUUUAAGUGGAGAUGUCUGGAAACACAUUACUGCAUGGACUGAUUCUCUUCUAUUCAAUUCACCCGCUCGUGCUCGCCGAAAAACCGGAUGAUGGCUGUGGUCAUUAUGUCCUUGGCCAAGAGAGUGGUGUCCUGUCCUCCAAGAACUACCCAGGAACUUACCCCAACAACUCCUGGUGUGAAUGGCGAAUCCGCGUACCCAUUGGCCACACUAUUGUCCUCAAGUUUGGAGACCUGAACAUGGAGAAGAAGGACUGUGAGACUGACUAUUUGAAGGUUCUGAAAGGAUCGUAUGGGGCAGAAAUGGUUUCCUGGGAGUACUGUGGUGGUCUGAUGCCCAAGCCUGCACCGAUUCACACGGACUCCAGCGAACUGACCGUCCGCUUUCGUAGCAGCCAGCACAUCUCUGGAAGAGGAUUCCUGCUUUCAUACUCCACAGAAAACCACAAAGAGCUGCUGACAUGCUUGGACAGAGGCAGUCAUUUCCCGGUGUCAAAGUACAGGAAGUACUGUCCGGCCGGAUGUGCAGCGGUGAUGGGAGACGUGUCUGGGGACAUUUCCCUGGGCUACAGACAUACAUCAGUUUUGUGUAAAUCAGCGGUGCAUGCUGGGGUCAUCACGGACCAGUUUGGAGGACCAAUCACAGUUGAGGAGCGCCGAGGGCUCAGUCACUACCCUGCGGUCAGAGCCAACGGCAUCCAGUCAAAAGAUGGUUCGUUGUCUGAAACCUUCUUCACAUUUGUGACAAACGAUUGCAGUCAACAGACUGUUUUUCAACCUGUGAGCACUACUACAAGCUUGUCAUCACACAGUAUCUCUUCUGACGGGUCUGAAGUCGACUGGUUUCCUAACAGCACCCAACCGGGUGUCUCUGAUGACCUUAACAAUAACCAUCCAAAAUGGCUCCAGAUUGACCUCGGAGAAAAGAGGAGGAUCACAGGUAUUCUGACCACAGGCUUGACCGUUGCAGGCUUCGGAUAUUUUGUAAAAAACUACAAGAUCGAGUACAAAGAGAGGAGUCGCUGGCGAACAUUUGUCCAGUAUAAUAACUCUGAUGAUAUGAUCUUUGAAGGAAAUACUGACAGCCUCCACCAAACACGCAACACCUUCCAUCCCUCCAUCGUAGCACGAAGCAUUCGAAUCGUACCUCAACAGUGGCACCGGACAAUCGCUAUGAGAGUGCAGCUACUGGGCUGUCCUUAUGUUAAACCCAUCCUAGCAGUGAAUUCAUCGUCUCCGGUGACACAGGAGGCCCAGCCUACACAGCCCAUUCACGAUGACAUGACCAAACCAGUGGCCUCUCAGGCUGAUCUUGUUAAUCUGGUCGUAAUAAUUGUGCCCACCAUUCUGCUUGUGGUCUUGCUUCUGGUGGGAAUCUGCGUGGUUAAAAUGCUAUACAAUAAGAAGACAAAGGAGAACACAUAUGGCUCUGCGGAGACACAUACAGAAUGGCUGACAGUUGAAAGAUUCUUGUCUACAGGCUGUUGGAGACAGAUAAAACAGCCGUUUGCCAGGCACCAGUCCACAGAGUUCACCAUCAAGUACAGCUCUGAGAAAGACCCCAUCCAGAAGCUGGACCUGGUAACCAGUGCAAUGGCAGCUGAGUACCAGCAGCCUCUCAUGCUUGGCACAGACACUGUCUCCCGAAAAGGCUCGACGUUCAGACCCAUGGACACCGAGGCCAAAGACAAGGACAUCGAGGCAACUUCUCACUACGACCACCUGCAGACGGGCAUCCAGUACGCCCUGCCACUGACCAAUCAGGAGCCAGAAUACGCCACGCCCAUCAUCGAGCGCCACGCCUUCCGCAAAGAUCCCUUCCUUCCGGAUCCCAGCUACAGCGUCCCAGGCGUUGUACUAAACAAAAGCCCAUCGUUUCGAGCGGUGGAGGGCAGUAACUGUAGGAAAGUGAUCGGAGGGCUGGCCGGGGGCUACCAGGCGCCCCACAUCAAAACGGACAGGGGGAAUUACCCAGAAGACAUCUACGACAGCCCUAAAAUCCAGAAACCCGUCAUGCAGAACGGGAGUUGUUCGGAGUACCAGAGACCCCAGAUUAAAUCCCAGGUUCAAGAGUGCUAUUCCACUCCCAGAGACUGCGUCAGACUGCCUUUCUCCGGACUCAGGCCAGACCCAGAGGGUAGCAGCUCAGAAGGAAGCUGAGAAGAACCAUACUGUGAUGUUGCCUGAUUUACCGGACUCAACAAAAUCACCUCCAGACUCUACUUAACUUAUUUGUGCAUGAGGGACAACUUGUUUUUGCAUUUUUGCGGAGGCCGUAAUGGAUGCGAUCAGUUUGUGUAAUUUAACAAUUUUUUUGUAUAUAUAUGAUGUACUUUGUCUUGAUGAAUCGAGAUUUCUUAAAAAUGUUCCUGUUUGUUCAAGUUUUGUUUUAAAUCAAAUGCAAUAUGCAGAAAUUUGAAGGGGACAAAUGCGUUCAUUCCCUUAUCAGACACAAACUGUGAAUGCGAGCCAGGUUUUCAUGUGUUCUAAAAUGUGACCAUCAUCUCGAUCUUCUCAGACUCUGCUUCAGAUAUCCUUAAAAGGACAAUUUCACUGAUUUUCAACCAUCUUUGCAUUGUUAAAAUGUUGGUUAUGUAAAUGUUCAAUGUAUACUCUUUGUCCAUGUUACUUCCCUACUGGUGUAACGCAAGUUCCUGAGCAGUUACUUUGAUCCGUCUCCUAAAAGGUGACCUAGAACCAUUCCACGUUCAUGUCUCUUCACCAAUCAAAACACAUGAAAUUAAUUAAAAACACUUUUUAAGUAGCCUAACACAUCUAAACUGGAAGCAAGCUGUGUGUCGAUGCAACAAAAUUUGCUUAAUUCCAUAAUGCAAGCAAAAUGAUGAUCUGGAAGUGAUCUGGUCUGAUGUGCAAGUGUAUAUUGGGUGUAAGGGUCGUACGCUUAUGUUAGAUUCAGCUGUUUUGGAUAAUUUUUCAUCUCUCAUUCUGCUGUAUGCAAUUGCAUUGUUGAAUCUCAAAGGUUUUGAUCUUUCUUCCAUGCCGAGUAAUGUUAUGUUCACUUUGUUUUGGACUCCCCUUGUUCCAUGUGAAAAUUGGCUGUUUAAAGCAAUAACAGACUAAAAUUGCUUAUUUCAUACUCUCUUUAUUUGGAUUGUCUAUAGG